UGAAGUUGGGCGGAUGGCAACAGCCCUGCUCCGCUAGAGACGAACCGCCGCAGCCCUUCUCGGGAUCGCUGAGCGCCAACUGCACGCAGCCGGGCGGGGCCGCUUGGGCACUGAAGUAGCUGAAAUGAGAAAGAGGCAGCAGUCACAAAAUGAAGGAACAUCAGCUGUGUCUCAAGCACCUGGAAACCAAAGGCCCAACAACACAUGUUGCUUUUGUUGGUGCUGUUGCUGCAGCUGUUCAUGCCUCACUGUUAGGAAUGAAGAUAGAGGAGACAAUGCGGGAAGGCCAACACAUACAACCAAAAUGGAAAGCAUCCAAGUCAUUGAAGAAUGCCAAAACCCUACUGCAGAUGAAAUUUUGUCUUGGGCUCAGAAUUUUGACAAGAUGAUGAAAACACCAGCUGGGAGGAACCUUUUUAGAGAGUUUCUUCGAACAGAGUAUAGUGAAGAGAACCUGCUUUUCUGGCUUGCAUGUGAAGAUCUAAAGAAGGAACAGAACAAGAAAGUUAUUGAAGAAAAAGCAAGACUUAUAUAUGAAGAUUACAUUUCUAUACUUUCACCAAAAGAGGUUAGUCUUGACUCCCGGGUGAGAGAAGUGAUCAACAGAAACUUGCUGGAUCCCAGUCCUCAUAUGUAUGAAGAUGCCCAACUCCAGAUAUACACCUUAAUGCAUAGAGACUCUUUCCCAAGGUUCUUGAACUCUCAAAUUUAUAAGUCUCUUGUUGAAAGUAUUACAGGCUCUACUUCUGAAACUUAGUUUUAAUUUUAAUUUUCAAAUAAAAUAACUUAAUCUUUUCGGGGGUGGGCGGGACAGAAGAA
Molecule: messenger RNA, 819 nt
Organism: Lagopus leucura (white-tailed ptarmigan)
Lineage: Eukaryota; Metazoa; Chordata; Aves; Galliformes; Phasianidae
Gene: RGS17
Product: regulator of G protein signaling 17
Exons: 5
Coding region: 125-757 (210 amino acids)
Source: RefSeq, a predicted model, not a curated record